CUCUCCCUUGAACAGCUCCUAGAGAGAACAAGGCGUGCGGAGCUCAGAUCACCAGCAUCAUGCUCCUUGGGCUUGGAUCGUAGAUCCCCCUCUUUGAACAUUAAAAUAACUACUUCGUCUAUCAGCGUCCCAGACAGACCCAGAGAGAAAACGCGCGCAAGAGAGAAAAGAAAAAGGAGGAAGAGAAAAAUCUGCAACCGAGGGGACUAAAGCAAAGAGAGAGAGUGUGCUUUGCUUGCCCAGCUGCAAAGUGGGAAUUUAAAGAACUGCAGAGAGAGAAAUUCCAGCUCUUCAGCACAUACAUUGCAGACUUACAGAUCCAGGUAGAAAUGACAUCAACAGGGAAAGAAGGCAGCGGCGCUCAACAUGCACAAUAUGUUGGACCCUAUCGUUUGGAGAAAACCCUAGGAAAAGGACAGACAGGGCUUGUGAAGUUGGGGGUUCACUGUGUCACAUGUCAAAAGGUCGCCAUAAAAAUUGUCAACAGAGAGAAGCUCAGCGAGUCGGUGCUAAUGAAGGUGGAGCGGGAAAUAGCCAUCCUGAAGUUGAUAGAACAUCCCCACGUUUUAAAGCUGCAUGAUGUUUACGAAAAUAAAAAAUAUUUGUAUUUGGUGCUAGAACAUGUGUCAGGUGGGGAGCUCUUCGACUAUCUUGUAAAAAAGGGAAGAUUAACACCAAAAGAAGCCAGGAAGUUCUUCCGACAAAUCAUCUCUGCUUUAGACUUCUGCCAUAGUCAUUCAAUAUGCCACAGGGACUUAAAACCAGAAAACCUACUGUUGGAUGAGAAGAACAACAUCCGGAUAGCAGACUUUGGGAUGGCGUCACUGCAGGUUGGGGACAGCUUGUUAGAAACCAGUUGUGGAUCACCACAUUAUGCCUGCCCUGAAGUAAUCCGGGGAGAAAAAUAUGAUGGAAGGAAAGCAGACGUCUGGAGCUGUGGAGUCAUUUUAUUUGCGUUGCUAGUGGGUGCCCUGCCAUUCGAUGACGACAACUUGCGGCAACUGUUGGAGAAGGUGAAACGUGGAGUGUUCCACAUGCCACAUUUUAUCCCCCCAGACUGUCAGAACCUCUUGCGGGGGAUGAUUGAAGUGGAUGCCUCGAAACGUCUCACGCUAGAACAUAUUCAGAAACACAUAUGGUAUAUAGGGGGUAAGAAUGAGCCAGAACCAGAGCAACCAAUCCCUCGAAAGGUGCAGAUUCGUUCUCUCCCUUCCCUGGAGGAUAUUGAUCCCGACGUGUUAGAUAGCAUGCACUCGUUAGGCUGCUUCCGUGACCGAAAUAAACUCUUACAGGACUUGUUGUCGGAAGAAGAGAACCAAGAAAAAAUGAUUUAUUUUCUUCUGCUUGACCGGAAGGAGAGGUAUCCCAGUCAUGAAGAUGAGGAUCUUCCCCCUAGGAAUGAAAUAGAUCCCCCCAGGAAGCGUGUGGACUCCCCGAUGCUGAACAGGCAUGGGAAGCGGCGGCCAGAAAGGAAGUCAAUGGAGGUUCUCAGUGUGACAGAUGGCGGCUCCCCAGUCCCUGCUCGCAGAGCUAUUGAAAUGGCACAGCAUGGACAGAGUAAAACAAUGUUCAGUAAAAGCCUGGAUAUCUCUGAAGCCAAUCCCAAAUUCAACAAAGAAGAAAGGAUGGCGAGUGCUGAUCCAUUGGGGUCUCGGUCAAUCAGCGGAGCUUCGUCUGGGCUCUCCACCAGUCCUCUCAGCAGUCCAAGGCCUAUCAGAAAGUUCUUCAUCCCCCCUCAGACCUCCGACCUCCCUUUCUCUCCCCGACCCCAAGUCUCCUUGGACCCUGAUGCUUGUAGGAACGCCUCCAGGCCUGGACAUGUACUCCAACCAAAGCCAGCACUUCAGCCCAACCCAAAGACGCAGACUUUGCCAUCCAAGAGCAAAUUGGCUGAAAAACCACUCCAGUCUACUAAAUCCAACCCACUCCCUGCCAGCAAUAUCAGCGCUCCCUCUUCCCAGAACACCCCUGUGCAGAAUGCUCAGGGCCGCUCGCCUGCUGCCGGCUUUAACCCACAGCUGGCCGUUCCUAAAGUGCAGACCAACCCUAUGUCUCCUGUUAGGUUACUCCCUUCUAGUACUGACCCAAGCACCAAAUCUAUCCCCAUCAUACAGGUCACCCCUCACCCCUCUCCAAGGGGAAGUCCCCUCCCUACCCCCAAGGGGACACCUGUCCAUACGCCAAAGGAGAGCCCAGCAGGCACACCCAACCCAACACCACCGUCCAGCCCCAGCAUUGGAGGAAUGCCAUGGAGGACACGGCUCAACUCAAUCAAGAAUAGUUUCCUGGGGUCUCCUCGGUUCCAUCGCCGGAAAUUGCAAGUACCUACACCAGAGGAGAUGUCCAAUUUAACCCCGGAAUCAUCCCCAGAGCUUGCCAAAAAAUCCUGGUUUGGUAACUUCAUCAACCUGGAGAAAGAAGAACAGAUUUUUGUGGUCAUUAAGGACAAACCACUAAGCUCCAUUAAGGCAGAUAUUGUCCACGCUUUCCUCUCGAUUCCAAGCCUCAGUCACAGUGUCAUCUCACAGACAAGCUUCCGUGCAGAAUAUAAGUCCACAGGAGGUCCCGCUGUCUUCCAGAAGCCAGUGAAGUUCCAGGUGGACAUAACAUACACAGAAGGGGGAGAGGCGCAGAAGGAGAACGGGAUCUAUUCUGUCACUUUCACACUCUUAUCAGGUCCAAGCCGUCGUUUUAAGAGGGUAGUAGAAACCAUUCAGGCACAGUUGUUAAGCACACAUGACCAGCCUUCAGUGCAGCAGUUAUCAGACACCACUAACUGUAUGGAGUUGAUGACUGGCAGACUUUCCAAAUGUGGCAGCCCAUUGAGUAACUUCUUUGACGUAAUUAAACAACUUUUUUCAGACGAGAAGAACGGGCAGGAAUUAUCCCGAAAAGUUAACAUGUCAGCCACGGCUUCACCUUCUGUGCUCUGCGGACACUUGUUGACGGAAGGCAACCGAUGUAGACUGUCCAAGGACCAGUCCUGUUUGAGGUUCCCAGCCUCCCCUCUCCCUUCAGGAAGUGGGUUUCUCCCCCACUUCUCCCCAGACACCUCCCCAAUGCACGCUUUUUUCUUUUUUUUGGCUUUUUUCUUUUUUGGUGUUCCACGAGAGAGAUCUGCUCAGUUAUGGGAUUGCACAGUCUGGGCUGAAAGGAGGUUGCAAAUUGUUGGCGUGAAACCUCUGCCCUGGGCAACUUCUGUCCGUGCAGGUGAACUCAGCCCGGUGGGGAAGGGUGCGGGGGCAGGAGAUGGGUGUAGCGGGAGCGCAGUGUUCGUGAAUCCAGAGCGCAUUCUCAUCAGAAACCAGCCAGGAGCAACUCCAAACUAAGCGUUGAACCAAGACAAUAUUGGGGAGCUUCAUCACAGGAUUUUCUUAAACUUCUUUUUCUCCCCACCACCUUUUCCUUUUCUUUUCCCCCCUUUUCUUAUAUAUACAUAUAUAUAUUUAUAUUUAUGUAUAAGUAUACAUAUAUACAUAUAUAUAUAUAUAUAAAAAAAUAGUUUGGUUUUUUUUUUUUAACUGUAUCAUUUUGCUUUUUGACCUGCUGGAAGGGGAAAGGAAUAAACUUAGGAGGGAGAGGGGGUUAAAUGAAUAAACACAUACAAACAAACAUUAAAACUUAGGGAAAAGGCAACUUCUGGUAGCAAAGAAGAGGGACAAGAUUCUGCCGAGGACUGUCUCUCCCGCCGCCAGGCACAGUUGCCGCUGCUGCUACUGCUGCUCCUCCUUCGACACCUUCCUCCCCAUCUGUCAACUCCCUGCCACUGUGCCACCGCGCUGGGACCUUCUUCCACCAGCUGGAUCCUCCACCACACCCUGCAUUUAGAUGCAAUUGUUGUGUUGCUAGUGCUGCAUUGAUAUCAGUAUUAUUUCUUUAAGUUAACAAUUUCAUUUGUUGGCUUGGGUGAUUUUUUCUACAAAAAAAAAAAAAAGAAGAUUAAGAGGAGGAAGAAAAGAGACUUAUCUUGGGUUUUAUUUCCUGUGUGUGUGUGUGUGCAAAUCACUGGCACUUAAGUUCAUCUGAGCAAGACAAGGUGGAGUCAGGGCAAUGGGAGACUUAAUCACGAAGCUACUGUAAACUUUAAAAAUUACUGCAAGAUAUUUUUAUAAAGUUUUUUUUUGAAAGGGGGAGGAGGGUGGGAUUGGUUGGAUGGGGACCUUUUUUUGUGUUUCAGUUAUUAGGUCUUGGUUAUUUAUAUAUACAUAUAUAUAUAUUUAAAAAAAUAAGCUGUUAGAUAUAUCUUCUGUUUAAUAAUUGUGUAGAGGCAACAUUGAUUCUUAUUUAUUUUGGGGAGGAGGGGGAAAAAAGACACAGAAGCUCCUUAAGUGUUCAUCUUGUGACUUUGAGAAAGAAGAAUUGUCGCCUUUUUUCCUCCUCCUCAAGAGUUACGUGACCAAAUGUAACUUAUUCUGGCCCAAGCUCAAAGGUUAAUCAAACAAAAAAACGUGGUUUUACGCGUGGAAGACAAACACACAAUGAGAAGUACUUCUUGACUGAGAUUUUAAGAAUGUAGGCUUAGCAUUAGUGUUCAGCUCUUUUAUGACCUUCAAUUGCUGCUCGUUGGGUUCCUAUGGGUGUAUGUUGUAUCGCAAGAUUAUUUUUUUUUUAAUGAUAAUGUUGGAUGAGUUCUCUUUUUUGUUGUUGUUGUCGUUGUUGUUUUUUUUCAUCAUUUUUCCCCUUCUUGGACCAGUUUUACUUGUACAUAGGUUUGAAGAUUAAAAAGAAUUUUUAAAGACACAACUGGGGCAAAGACCUUUGACUUUUGCCCUGUUUCCCCAUUCCCCCAAAUGGGAGGGAUUUAUUUUAUUUUUUGUUUUUAUUUAUUUAUUUAUUUUCCCUAUUCUUGAACUUUUCUCUCGUAUUGCUGUGUGCAUGUCAGACACCAGGGAGUGAUGGCUGGGGAGGGGGGGAGGCAAGGGUGCAGGAGAGGGGGGCAGUUUUAAUUGCAUGACAUUGCUGUAAAUUAGUCUCUUUUGCUUUCGUUGUCUUUCCUGCCUCCGCCCUCUCUCUACUUCUCCUCCAAGCUCCCCUCCCAUCACCCCCGUCCUUCUUUUCCCUCUUUUCUCUUCCCUUGUGUAUAGAUUUUGAUGCUUCUGUUACAUUGUACCUCUACAAAAGGCUGGGAUUUCAAUACAAAAUAAUAAUAAUAAUUAAAAAAUACCUAUAUCAGCAAAACCCAUGUGGUACAAGCAGGAAGGGGAUUACUUACACAAGAUAUAAGAAUAAAUGAAAGCAAUACCUCUUGUUAUCCUUCCUAUUUUGUACUUUGAAGACACACACGCGCGCACACACACAUAUACAGACACAAACUGACAUUAUUUAACGGUUUAAAAUGGACAAAGAAAUCUGAUGUAUCCCUUGUUAAAUAACUGUGAGCAACUUUAGUUCAAAAACCAAUAAAUUCAUUCAGUAAAGAUA
Molecule: messenger RNA, 5421 nt
Organism: Dromaius novaehollandiae (emu)
Lineage: Eukaryota; Metazoa; Chordata; Aves; Casuariiformes; Dromaiidae
Gene: BRSK2
Product: BR serine/threonine kinase 2
Biological process (GO): protein phosphorylation; microtubule cytoskeleton organization; intracellular signal transduction
Cellular component (GO): cytoplasm
Molecular function (GO): tau-protein kinase activity; ATP binding; protein serine/threonine kinase activity
Source: RefSeq, a predicted model, not a curated record